Messenger RNA from Lodderomyces elongisporus, 681 nucleotides. RefSeq names its product mitochondrial 54S ribosomal protein uL6m (gene MRPL6). Bases 1 to 681 code for a protein of 226 amino acids. The transcript has a single exon. The record is from RefSeq and is a predicted model, not a curated record. Lineage: Eukaryota; Fungi; Ascomycota; Pichiomycetes; Serinales; Debaryomycetaceae. Gene Ontology annotation, cellular component: ribosome; mitochondrial large ribosomal subunit. Gene Ontology annotation, biological process: translation. Gene Ontology annotation, molecular function: rRNA binding; structural constituent of ribosome.
AUGAAUGUAUUGAAAAGUAUAGGGCGGGUUCAUGCUCGUCUGUUUUCAUCUACAGCUAAAUGUUUAUCAUACAUUGGUGAAAGACCUAUUAAGCUAGCAAAUGGAGUCAGCAUGUCUGUUGAGUCGAUCCCAAUUGAAUUUUGUAAGAAAUUCACAAAGAGAAACGAAGUGUACAAUUUGGAUAGACAAGUUGUCGUACAAGGUCCAUUAGGCUCAAUCAAAACCGCCAUUCCCGAUUUCCUUCUCGUACGACCAGACCCAAAGGAUCCUAACAGCAUUUCAGUGAGAGUGAAAAGGACCAAAGACAAAACACAGAGAUCAUUAUGGGGCACUAUGCGUGCGUUACUUCAGAAUGCUGUAACUGGUACCACAGAGGGUCAUUUGUCUAUUGUCAAAUUUGUUGGUACUGGUUACAGAGCCAUUUUGGAAAAAAAUGAAAAGGGUGAAGAUAUUGUGGCCCUAAAAUUGGGUUUUCCAUACACACCAAAGAUUAAAGUUCCCGCAGGAUUGAAAGUCAGCACUCCUAACCCAGCCAGGUUGGUGAUUGAAGGAUGCGAUAAGCAACAAGUGAAGUUAUUUGCCGCAGUUAUUAGAGAAUAUAAGAAACCAGAGCCAUACAAGGGUAAAGGUAUUUUUGUGGACAAUGAGACCAUUGUGCUAAAGGAAAAGAAACUUAAAUAA